AUGUCGUCCUUCCAGCCUCCACCAAAACUGUCAGACAAGUACUCUGGCAUCCCGGAGCGCCUUCUCGAAAAGGCGACCGCGAUGAAGCGCGAGGUUGUCGAGCUGUCGACCAGCGAGAUUAUUCCUCGUCCCUCGAACAUCGAGCUGCCUGUCAUCCCUUCGGGAUACUCCCGGCCCCGAUUCAAUCGAGCAAUUGAGUCGAUCCGAACCCUCAUCGGACCUGAGAAUGUCGAAUUGAACGACAAGCCCCUGGAUGAUGGCUGGUACCUUGAGCAUCCCAACACCCACGAUGCGUUCCACUUGGUUGAACAGGAAGAAAUGGUCUCCGCUGCCACCGUGUAUCCGGCAUCGACCGAAGAGGUUGUCCAUAUUGUGAGAUGGGCCAACAAAUUCGAAAUUCCCAUCUAUGCCAUUUCUAUGGGUCGCAACCUCGGUUACGGCGGCGCUGCCGCCCGAGUCCGAGGCAGCGUUAUCGUGGAUCUUGGCAAGCGCAUGACCAAGAUCCUCGACAUCAAUCCCGAUACGUGCACCUGCCUCUUGGAACCUGGUGUUUCUUUCUAUGCCCUCUACGAGGAGAUUCAGCGAAGAGGCCACCAUCAUUUGUGGAUUGAUGUUCCUGAUCUUGGCGGUGGUUCUGUGCUCGGAAACACAGUCGACCGAGGUGUUGGUUAUACGCCUUAUGGAAAUCACUUCGAGUGCCAUUCUGGCAUGGAGGUUGUUUUACCAACCGGCGACGUCAUACGCACUGGCAUGGGAGCACUACCAGGAAACAACACCUGGCAGAUCUUCCCAUAUGGCUUUGGACCGUAUGCCGAUGGCAUCUUCACGCAAUCCAAUUUUGGCAUCGUUACCAAGAUUGGUAUGACACUCAUGCCCAAUCCCGGUGGAUCCGAGGGAUUCAUGUGCACCUUUAAGGAAGAAGAAGAUCUGGCCCAGAUCAUUGAAGUGGUUCGCCCUCUGAGGAUUAGGAAUAUCCUGGAGAAUGUUGCUCAACUCAAGCAUGUGAUUCAAGAAGUUGCUUUGCUCGGCAAGCUUCGAACCCACUGGUACCAGGGCAAGGGACAGAUUCCUCUUAAACGACUCAGGGAGAUCGCCUCGACCCUGCCUUGCGGCGACUGCUCGUGGGUUUAUUACGGUAAUGUCUACGGACCCAAGAAAAACAGAGACGAGAAGCUCAAGAUGAUCCGUGAGGCAUUCGAGACGGUGCCCGGGGCGCGCUGGAUCCCCAGGGACAGUCUACCCAAGGAUCAUUACAUGUUUUCUCGAGAGAAGAUUGCAAGCGGCGUCCCGGAGUUCGAAGAGCUCAGGUGGCUCAACUGGCAUAAGAACGGAUCUCACGUCUUCUUCAGCCCAGUAUCAGCCCCACGAGGCGAGGAUGCUAUGAAGCUGUUCAACAUUGCCAAGAAAUGGCACGACGAGUGCGACCUUGACUCUUUCCCGGCAUGCUGCAUCGGCCUCCGCGAGAUGUACGUCAUUGUCAAUAUGGUGUACGACCGAGGAAACCCGGUCUCCAAGGCCAACGCGUACCGUUGCAUGCGCGGCAUGAUCAAGGAUGCAGCGGAAGCAGGCUUUGGAGAGUACCGCACGCACUUGCUGCUCUCCGACCAGGUUGCUGGAACCUACAGCUGGAACAACAAUGCCUUGAUGAGGUUCCAUGAGUCCAUCAAGGAUACCCUGGACCCCAACGGCAUCCUGGCCCCCGGGAGAAAUGGAAUCUGGCCGAGGAAGUACCGCAACAAGGGGUGGGAGCUCGGCGAGAAUGAUCUAGAACCUCGCACUCAAGGGUUGGACGUUUCGCAUAAGACUAGGGCGGCGAGGGAAGGCGAUUCCAGGUUGUGA
This is a messenger RNA of Ilyonectria robusta, 1839 nucleotides long. RefSeq lists its product as uncharacterized. Gene Ontology annotation, molecular function: D-lactate dehydrogenase (NAD+) activity; FAD binding; D-lactate dehydrogenase (cytochrome) activity. The transcript has 10 exons. Bases 1 to 1839 code for a protein of 612 amino acids. Gene Ontology annotation, biological process: lactate catabolic process. The record is from RefSeq and is a predicted model, not a curated record. Gene Ontology annotation, cellular component: mitochondrion. NCBI's taxonomy places the organism in Eukaryota, Fungi, Ascomycota, Sordariomycetes, Hypocreales, Nectriaceae.